AUGGAAAUUUAUUUUACUUAUACAUGUGGAAUUAUACUCAUACUUAUCCAAUCUGUCAGCUGUGCUGACAAACCUGAACAACGUGAUAUCACUAGUGAUACUGAUGAAGAUGACAACUUUGAGGUAACUGAAACCACUGUACAAUUUCCACCAGAACCUGAAGAAUCAGAUGAUGUACUUCCAUCUGAAGUGGAUAAACGAGUUAAAACAAGUGAAGCAAUAAAAUUAUAUGGGAAAAAUCCCGAAGGUAAGUUAGUGGAAAUGGCGUCAGAUGAUUAUAAAAUGAUAUGGUGUGGUCCGAAAGUGGUCAAGUAUAAAUUCAGGGGAAAACUUGAAGAGUUAAUUUGUGACGGUAUAACAGCUUACAAACAUAUACCUGGGAAAAAUUAUUGUAAAUACUUGACCUAUUAUAAACUUAGAAAUGUCCUAAUCUUCGAACGUCAGGAUGGAUUUUUAUUCAUUAGAAAGGAUAAAAACACGUGGAGAGUAAAUCCACGCAAAUUUCCAGACUACGUUAAAAUGUGCAGAAAAGACUCAAAAGGUAAAGAAGUUGAGAUAACUGAUAAGGAUUAUUAUCUUAAUCUCACCUAUGAAGGCUCUUUUAAAUAUAAAUUCAUGCCAGGUGUUAAGUGCAUUAAAAUUAUGAUUGAUAAAGAUUUAAUUUGGCAAAGAAAGCCCAGUGACGAUUAUCCUAAAGGAAUUUUUAUUAACCUUAAGAGGGAAAUUACAGUUUACUUUCGUAACUGUUAUCUUUUAUUUCAGAAAAGAAAAGGACGAUAUAAAAGAUUCACCAAACUAAUGAAGUAACUCUAAAUGGAUUACCAUAUUAUCAUAAACACUGUAAAUACAGUCGAGCAAAGUUGUU
Messenger RNA from Theileria parva strain Muguga, 865 nucleotides. RefSeq names its product SVSP family protein. Bases 1 to 807 code for a protein of 268 amino acids. The record is from RefSeq and is a predicted model, not a curated record. The transcript has a single exon. Lineage: Eukaryota; Apicomplexa; Aconoidasida; Piroplasmida; Theileriidae.